GAAAUCAAAAAAAUUGAUAACAGAGAUGGAAGCUGUUGAUGUCAGACUACCAAAUAAUUCACUCUCUCCGUUCAACAAACAGGAUUUAACCAUUAAAAUUGGCGAUAAAGAGAUUUUUGUCAAGAAAGACGAUUUAAUGGAAGUUUCACCAGUUUUCCAGACAAUGCUCACAGCAAAUUUUCAGGAAAAAGACGCUCAGCUAAUUGAACUUCCAGAUAAGGACCCAACUACAUUUGCUCUUUUUCUAAGACACACAUUACCUGGUUUUGAUGGAUUAGAAUUACAAGAAUCAACAGCUCGCCUUAUUCUACCAUUGGCGCAUGAAUACCAGACUGACACAACUUUAUCAAAAAUAGACCAGGUAUUGGCUGCAUGUUUAGAAAAUAGGGAAUAUGAAUGUGACAAAAAGUUAACUGAUGAAAUUUUAACAGCUGAAUUCUACAAUCUGCAACAAUAUGUAGCUGCAUGCAUUGACAAGGCAGCAACAUUCUCCCAUAAGGCGUUUAUAAAAAACCCAAAGUUCCAUGGUGUUUCAGGUGAUACAAAAUCUGAGAUAUUCUUGAAUAUGUGUAAAGAAAUGGAAGUACGGAAUGAACAAUGCGUUCAGGAGACGGAAAUACGAAUUGAACAAUGCAUUAAGGAGCUGGAAGUAAAUGCCAAACCUAGGUGUCAGUCUUGUUGUAGUUCCGACAGGUUUUACGAUGCCUGCAACAAACUCAAAUUAAUAAGCAAAGCUAGCGGUACCCGAUUCUGGGUAUUAAAAUGA
Messenger RNA from Mytilus trossulus (common blue mussel), 766 nucleotides. RefSeq lists its product as uncharacterized. Gene Ontology annotation, molecular function: protein binding. NCBI's taxonomy places the organism in Eukaryota, Metazoa, Mollusca, Bivalvia, Mytilida, Mytilidae. The record is from RefSeq and is a predicted model, not a curated record. The coding region runs from base 26 to 766 and encodes 246 amino acids. The transcript is spliced from 2 exons.